Molecule: messenger RNA, 921 nt
Organism: Kwoniella botswanensis
Lineage: Eukaryota; Fungi; Basidiomycota; Tremellomycetes; Tremellales; Cryptococcaceae
Exons: 2
Coding region: 1-921 (306 amino acids)
Biological process (GO): siroheme biosynthetic process
Molecular function (GO): precorrin-2 dehydrogenase activity; protoporphyrin ferrochelatase activity
Source: RefSeq, a predicted model, not a curated record
AUGUCCUCCGAAGUAAAUGCGAUUGCCAAACCGCCUUCGAGGGAUUCAAGCGAAGAGUCAUACCCUCCAAUCGUACCAGGAGCCUCUCUCCUCUUGGCACUCCGACUAGCCAAUCGACCUAUCCUCUUAAUCGGUGGAGGAGUAGUAGCAUCCCAGAGAUUAUACUUUCUACUCGAAUCAGAUGCUCAUAUAACAAUCAUCUCUCCUGGUCCAUUACAUCCUUCUAUCCAACAUCGCAUCAACGACCCUUCAACCUCAAGUAAGAUAACAUGGUUGGAUCGUCCAUAUCUCGGUAGGAAGGAUGAAAUCAAAGUGAAAGAUUACGAUCUAGUCAUGACUGCUAUAGAUGAUAAUGACCUUUCCAAGGAGACAUGUGAAUUAUGUAGAGAAGAGAAAGUCAUGGUUAACGUUGCGGAUAUUCCACCACAAUGCGAUUUCUAUUUUGGUGCUCAAUUGCGUAAAGGUCCAUUACAGAUUCUCAUCUCUACCGGUGGGCUGGGUCCAAGAUCAGGAGCGAUGAUCAGGGAUUUGAUACUGGAAAAUUUACCGUCGAAUAUAGAAGAUUCAAUCAAAGGGAUUGGAUUAUUAAGAGCGGAUUUGAGAAAGAGAGCUCCUGGCGUGGGAGGAAAGCUAGGUCAGGAGAGGAUGGACUGGAUGAAGGAGGUCAGCGAUACAUGGGGAUUGGACUUGAUGAAAAGGUUCAAUGAUGAGGAGCUAAGGAAGGAGAUCUUAGAUAAAGGCUGGGAAAGUAGGAAGAUCCUGGGACCGGAUGAUCUAGGAGGGAAAAGUAGCUCUUGGACGCAGGCGAUACAGCGUACUCUGGGAACAAUAGAUUGGACAGCAGGUAUAGGUGGAUUUGGUUUGGGUGUAGCUUUCACUUCGCUUGGUUUGAUGCUCCUACAGCGACAAGGGAGAUUAUAA